This is a messenger RNA of Pseudophryne corroboree (corroboree frog), 1776 nucleotides long. RefSeq names its product gap junction gamma-1 protein-like. Gene Ontology annotation, molecular function: gap junction channel activity. Gene Ontology annotation, cellular component: connexin complex. The coding region runs from base 367 to 1599 and encodes 410 amino acids. The record is from RefSeq and is a predicted model, not a curated record. Gene Ontology annotation, biological process: cell-cell signaling. NCBI's taxonomy places the organism in Eukaryota, Metazoa, Chordata, Amphibia, Anura, Myobatrachidae. The transcript is spliced from 2 exons.
UUAUGGGAUCUUAGAAAGACAACGGGAAACAAUAGAAGGAUGGAUUUUAAUCAAGAGCUAAAGGAUUCUUUUUUUUAGCAACAUUGCAGGAAGAAUGUAAAACCUGCUUGCACAGGAUGCAUGGAAACGGGGCAAUCCUAGCUCACACUGACAGGAUGUUUAAAAACUCACAAAGACUCUCGCCAACUCGUUACUUCGCGGAUCUUUCCCACCGUCGUUACUGUAGAUCUCUUUGUACUUUUUUAACCUCUGAAUGAAGCAGGUUCAGGCCUCUAUUUUGGGAUUUUGUCUGGAAACUACAUUUAUGGCAUGCAGCGACUAUUUUCUCAUGAACGCCUUUUAUUAAGUUAUAAAUGAAUAGCCCUUAUGCCAAACAUGAGCUGGAGUUUUCUAACCCGUCUCCUAGAAGAAAUUCACAAUCACUCCACCUUUGUUGGGAAGGUGUGGCUGACUGUCCUAAUUAUAUUCCGAAUAGUGCUGACUGCAGUCGGAGGGGAGUCCAUUUACUCGGAUGAGCAGAGCAAAUUCACCUGCAACACCAAGCAGCCUGGCUGCGAGAACGUCUGCUACGAUAGCUUUGCUCCACUCUCGCAUGUUCGCUUUUGGGUCUUCCAGAUCAUCAUGAUAUCAGCUCCAUCCGUCAUGUACCUGGGUUACGCCAUUCACAGGAUUGCGCGGGCUUCCGAGGAAGACAGACGGAAGGAAUCGCACAAGAAGAAGAAAUCCUUCUCGAGGUGGCGGACAGGUGAGAAUGUGGAGGAACCAGAAGGAGAGGAAGCGGAACCCAUGAUCUACGAGGCUACAGCAGAGCCAGAGAAAGUAGAAAGUAAGGAUAAAGAAAAUAAAAAACAUGAUGGGCGGAGGCGUAUUAAGGAAGAGGGCUUGCUGAAAAUUUAUGUCUUCCAGCUGCUGUCGAGGGCCAUCUUUGAAGUAGGCUUCUUGGCAGGUCAAUAUUACCUAUAUGGCUUCAGAGUUUUACCCUAUUUUGUGUGCAAUACACGUCCAUGUCCCAACACAGUAGACUGUUUUGUCUCCAGACCAACAGAGAAGACAGUAUUCCUGCUCAUAAUGUACGUUGUGAGCUGUCUUUGCUUAUUGCUUAACAUCUGUGAGAUGCUUCACCUCGGUUUUGGGACCCUGAGGGAUGCUAUCCGUAACAAGAGAACUAGAACGGACAGGCAGCCUCCCUACAACUAUUCUUACUCAAAAAACAUCACUUGUCCUCCAGAAUACAAUAUGGUGGUUAGGUCGGACAAGUCCACCAAAGUCCCAAACAGCGUCAUGGCCCAUGAGCAGAACUUAGCCAAUGUUGCUCAAGAGCAUCAGUGCACAAGCCCCGACGACAACGUGCCCUCAGACCUCACCACUUUACAUAAACAUUUGAGAGUGGCCCAGGAACAGUUAGACAUCGCAUUCCAGAGCUACAACUCUCAGGUCAAUGCUCAAACUUCUAGGACCAGCAGUCCAGCUUCUGGGGGGACAGUGGUGGAGCAGAACCGAGUUAAUACCGCUCAGGAGAAGCAAGGAGCGAAGCCUAAAGCUAGUUCUGAUAAAGGUAGCACCAGCAGCAGAGAAGGAAAAACUUCUGUAUGGAUAUAAUCUGAGAUCUUAACAGGAAUAAACUAUCCACUGGAAUACCACGUAUUGUUAACAUGCCAGUAUUGGUUCAUUGAAUCACUACAAAACAAAACCUAAGCACAAUGUAUGAUAAUAUACUAAAUAUCAGUUGUUUUUUUAAUACAUUUUUCUUUAUAUAUUUACAUUUUUCUAACAAAA